AUGGCGCCCACAGCUCUAGACACGAGCAAAGGUACCUUCACUGCUUCCAAGGCGUCUAGCAAGACAAAGGAUGGCCGGUCGCCCACAAGUGCGCGAUCCCCUGCCAGUGUAGCUGCUUCCCCUUCAAGCGUCAAGUCUCCCGUCGUCGUGCUGCCCGAUCGGCGCAUCGCGCCGAUGAGCGUGCCGCAUGGCUCGGAUGAGGAUAUUUACAAAUUCUACAAGGCCGAGGAUUUCAUGGCGUGGUUCGAUGACGAUGCUCUGAAUGCAGCGAGGCAGGAGGAUGCCUUUAGACCGAGGGACGCCUGUGCUGCACCCGUCAAGAGCAUCAAAGCAAAGCAGGAUGACCAGCUCAGCCUCGUCGUAGAGCUGGGCGAGGAUGGCGGAAUAGUGUUGGUGGAGGUGCUGCGCUUCGAUACCUUUAGACUGAGAUGGGGUCCUGGCAAGAGCAGCGCCAAAGAGUUUAGCUCGUAUCUUAGCCCCUCGCUCUGCACCAACGAGCUGGGCGAGUUGAGGAGGCGACUUGCGCAAGAUGAACGUGUCGCUCUGUCUGCCGCUCUCACGCACGACUCGACCAGCACAAGCAUAUACAAUGACAACAGCGUAGCAGACGACGCUCACGUCGAGUGGAGCAUCCGCGCAAACGGACAAGAGACGCUGCAGAUCCGCGUAUAUCAGGCACAUUUUCGAGUGGAAGCUUGGCGACACGUCAAGGAGAUCAGAAUGCCCGGUGAGAGCAAGUGCUACGAGAAACCGGCUUCGCCUCUCUCUCUCUCUCUCUCUCUCACACACACACGCCAUCUCGCAGAUUCCGACGCUUCCAAUCCGCCCCACACGAAAUUUGCCCGCGUAUUCAGCACCGCUACGCAAGACUCGGCGGUCUCGGCUCUGCGCUGCAAGCAAGACGCGGAGGGCAACUUUGCCACCUUGUUGGCGGCGAGGAAACGUGGCAAGGCGCUAGGCUUUGGCGAACAAGGUGGUCUGGGAUUGUUCAAGGAUGAGCAGCUCUUGACCUACUUUAAUUACGACAAUAUGGGUGAGUGGGCGCGAGAAAGUGGAAGACUUGCAACACCGCCAGCGCUCACUCCCUGUCCGUCCAGGUUACUCUGGAGUCUAUGGACAGCAGGCGCUCCGAGCUAGCGAGCCAAUGUACCACUCUGAACCAUUUUGGGUCGAAGUGGCUGCCAUUCCAGGUUAUGCCUCCAGCGUGGGGUACUUUGUCGACGAUUAUUGUCAGACAUUCAUCGACGUCGGUCAGCACUGCAAUGCUUAUCAGAUCGGCUCGCGAUUUGGCGACCUAGAACUGCACAUCACCUGUGCAGACGAUGUAGCGAGCGUGAGUCAUGCCCACGCCAGCUGCACUGGUCGUGGCAGGCUGUGGCCAAAGUAUGUGCUAGGCUAUCACCAAGGAUGCUACGGCUACGAUACGCGCGAAAAGGUCAUCAAUGCGGCGAUGAAGCAUCGGCAGUACAAUAUUCCCCUCGAUGGUCUGCACAUCGAUGUGGAUCUGCAGCGCAAGUAUCGCACCUUUACCAUGGAUCAGGGGCAAGGAGGUCGUUUCCAAGACCCAAAAGGCAUGUUCCAGCAGCUUCAAAACAUGGGCGUCAAGUGCAGCACCAACAUUACACCCGUCAUCUCCAGCACGGACGACGCGAAGCGGGACUAUUGGCAAGAAGGCAGUGCUGCGCGCUCCCAGUAUGCCACGCUCGACGACGGCCUCAAGAAGGGCGUGUUUGUCAAGGAGAGGCGGUACAAUGCGGGCGACGAUAGAACGCCAGAAUACAUUUGUUGGGAAGGGGGCAACGAGAGGCGCACUCGAGCGCAGUACAUUGAGAACUGGCAGACGGACACCGAGUACAGAGGGGGCGUGUCGUAUGGCAAGGAUCUGGGCACGAAUGGCGUCUAUCCCGACUUGGGGAGGAAGGAAGUCCGGGAUUGGUGGGGCGCGCAGUACAAGGAACUCAUCGAGGCUGGCCUGUCCUUUGUCUGGUGGGUACGCGAGUGUGCUUCGAUGUACUUGUCCUCGUCCUGAUGAUGGAGCGCCCCUCAGGCAAGACAUGACUACGCCGGCAGUUCGAGUGGAAAGUGGAGACAUGAAGGGGUGAGUGAGGCGGGGGGGCAUUAGGGGAAAGAGGAGCAGGAGAGCUCAUUGCUGCAUCUCGGCCAUCUGCAUAGCUUUCCAUUUCGGCUCCUGCUCUCGGACGACUCUUCUGCACGUCAGUCCAAGCGCGGUCACCUGCAACCCGCUCUGAAGGUGUGGAAUAGCUACAGCUUCAAUCUGCACAAGGCGACCUACAAAGGCUUGCAAAGGUUGAGACCGGACGAGAGACCAUUCAUCAUCGGCAGAGGCAGUUUCACCGGCAUGCAUCGCUUUGCCGCUUUGUGGACCGGCGACAAUGCCAGUGAGCGCGCGCGAGAGAGAAAGAAACAUCGUGUGCGUGCCUUGACUCGCUUACACGUGACGUUUUUCGCAGGUACCUGGAACUUUCUUCGUAUCAUGAUACAGCAAGUCUUGAGUGCUGGUAUCGGCGGCAUCACCUUCACUGGCGCAGAUACUGGUGGAUUCGAGAGGGAAGGAUUUACGGGAUCGUGGGCCGAUCCACAGCUGGUCAUUCGUUGGACAGUUGCAGCUAGCUUGCUGCCAUGGCUGCGCAACCGUGAGUGGGACAGCGCUGCGCCUUCUCAACGUGAUGCUCUGCUCACCGCCAUCUCUGCGCUUUCUCAACGUGAUGCUCGGCUCUUCGCCAUCUCUGCUUGUAGAUUACAUGGGCAAGCCCGGCACGAAGCUGUUCCAAGAGCCCUACGCGUACUACGAGCAUGCAUCGCAGAUGGGAGAUCAGGCACCGCUGUACCGAGCGGUGCUGCCCAUCUGUCGGUACUACAUCCACUUGCGCUACACGCUGGUACAGGCGCUCUACGAUUUGCACUUUAACAGUCUUUUCGACGGGCUUCCCAUCGCGAGGAGCAUGUGCGCUACGGACCCGUGGGAUGAAGCCUUGUUCGGAGAGAGGCAGAAAUUCCUGGGCGAGCAGGUGAGUGCAUGUACCGCAAGUCGAGCCUCUACGAGCUGCUUACGAUCCAUCCCAUCUGACCACAGUACAUGGUUGGUCAUGCACUACUUGUUUGCCCUGUGCUUUACAGCACGAGCGAGACUGCUCUGUCCUCGCAGAUCAAGCAAGGCAUCGAAGACCUGUAUCUGCCUUGCGGCUCGCACUGGUACGACUUUAACCUGCACCUGCGCUCGACGGGAGAUGACGUCGCCACGCAACAACUUUCUCCCGCAUGGACGGCCUUGAAGGCUAGGCGAGCAGGCGGAAGGGUGUUGAAGUGGACGAGCAGUGUAGAUCGGUAUGCUCUCGGUGACGUCGGUCACUUGCCCUACCUGCUACCCAUCUUCGUCCGAGAAGGAUCCGUCUUUCCCACGCGCAAGAAUGAGCAAUGGGUAGGUCAGCUGGAUGCCAACCCGGUCACCCUCCACGCCUAUCCUCUUCGAGCGGGCCGGUCCGCAAGUCACUCGCUGUUUUUGGACGAUGGGAGGUCCGUGGCGAGUGCGCCCAAGGAGCUUCCGCAGUACGCCCACGAUGAGCUGGCGAGGAGGUUCGCUCAGAGCAAGUACCGCCACUUGCGCUUAGAGCAGUCAGCAAGCGUGAUCAAUGGAGAGGUGAGUGGGGCGCGACGAGUACAGUCAUGCACCUGCACCUGCACCUGACCGCCAAGUCUCCGCUCGCAGUACACUCGCACGAUCACCCUCGAGCUCAAGCAUGACGGCUGGGCGUUGGAGGAAGUGGUGAAGCACGUCGGAGCAAUGCAUACGCUUCAGCUGUGGCACGAUCCGAGGCAUGCCGCCAUUGCUGCCUCUGCGCGCGUUGCCUGCUCCGACCCAGCGGCCCAAAUCACGUACGAUGCCGCAAUGGCCUCACAUGUUGUCUCCUUUGCCGUCGAUGGCACUCGGAAGAGGAGCUUUACGAUCGUCUUUGCGAAAGGUUCUCCGACUUUGUAG
This is a messenger RNA of Ceraceosorus bombacis, 3997 nucleotides long. NCBI's taxonomy places the organism in Eukaryota, Fungi, Basidiomycota, Exobasidiomycetes, Ceraceosorales, Ceraceosoraceae. The record is from the annotation of a GenBank genome assembly.